UCGCGCUCAACCUCCACGCUCCCUCAUCGCCUAUAAAUCCCAGCUGGAACAGGUGGCUUCGACUUCUCCUCCUCUGACACCUUUCUCUUUCCUGUUCGCUUUAGGGGGAGCGGAUAGGGACCAUCUCUCUGUGAAUUACAGGUUCUACUUUGAGGAGGUUGGUUUCUCUGCGAACAGGAAAAUUUUAAAAAAAUGGAGCACAACGAGACAGGGUGCCAAGCUCCUCCUGAAGCUCCCAAGCUCUGUGCCAACAACUGCGGAUUCUUUGGAAGUGCAGCAACAAUGAAUUUGUGUUCCAAAUGCCACAAGGACUUGGUAUUGAAGCAAGAACAGGCUAAAGUGGCUGCAGCAUCCAUUGAUUGUGCUGUGAAUGGCAAUCCCAAUGACAGAGGGAAGGAGCCUAUUGCUACUGUUGAUGUAGAUGUACAAGCUGGGUCUGCAGAUUUGAUGCUCAUCUCAACACAGGCUUCCUCUACUCCAUCUUUGGACAUUAAGAGUGAGGAGAAGGUGAAAGAGACUCCAAACAAGUGCGGAACUUGCAAGAAACGUGUUGGUCUAACCGGCUUCAAUUGUCGUUGUGGAAAUCUCUUUUGUUCACUCCAUCGCUACUCGGAUAAACACAACUGCCCCUAUGAUUACCGAAGUGCUGCUCAGGAUGCUAUAGCAAAAGCCAACCCGGUUGUGAAGGCAGAAAAGCUGGACAAAAUCUGAUAAAUGUCUCGGAAUGAGGGUUCAUCUUUUUAUCUAUUGCACACAUGCUCUCAUUUCUACCCAUGUGGCUUCUGCUUAUGUUAAGUUGAUCUUGUUAUGUUAGGUCUCUUGUGUUAUAGAUGUGGUUGGAAGCUGUUGUGGGAGUAUUUCAAAUGUCAGGAACGAUUGUGUGUAAUAAUCCCAGCCGUUGGUGAGGGCCAGGAGGCUGUCACUGGGCUUUGCUAUGGAUGAUGUUUUGGAUCUUGUUUAUUUUGCUUCUUGAGUAUUUAAUUUAAGCCCAAGUAGUAGUACGCUCAA
Messenger RNA from Prunus avium (sweet cherry), 1008 nucleotides. RefSeq names its product zinc finger A20 and AN1 domain-containing stress-associated protein 8. The record is from RefSeq and is a predicted model, not a curated record. Gene Ontology annotation, molecular function: zinc ion binding; DNA binding. Lineage: Eukaryota; Viridiplantae; Streptophyta; Magnoliopsida; Rosales; Rosaceae.